AUGGAAACUCAGAGAAUUACUGCAACAUUAAACCCUGAGUUAAAAUAAAAGUAUCAAGAAAUCGAGGAAUUACAAAUUCUUAAAGAGAAUUUAAAAAAAUUUAAACUGGAUGCAAAUCUUAAACCAAUUAAGUAAGAAAAAGUGCUUAAAUUAUGUGAAAAAAUAAAGGAUGCAGACUCUAAUCGAACAACUAAGAAAAAGUACGAGAGUGUUUUGAAAGAAAUAAGAGAGUAUGAUUUAUCGAAGUAUUUAUAAGAAAUUGCAAACACAAUAAUAGAUUGUCAAUUACAUCAAUCAAAUAUUAAAUUUUUUGUUGAAUUGUGCAUAGUUUUGAAUAAUUACAAUGAAUUUAAAAACAUACUUUAAUAAACAGCGAUAAAACACGGUUAAUAAUUAUUAGAGAAGAAAGGCGGAAAUUACGAGAAUGAAGAUAAAAGAGCAUAAAAACGAAAGAAUCUUUUAAGACUUUUUGGGGAAUUGCAUAAACCUGUAUUUUAACAAAAAGAAUUAGAAGAGAUAUUGAAAUUGCUUCUUCCUCACGGAACUUUAGAUUAGUUACUUAUUAAUAUAUAAGUGAUGACUAAUUUUAUGAAUCACUUUGGUUUCCAGUAUUUUGGAAAACAUAAGUAUGAAACUAGAUAAGACUUUCUAAUAAAUCCAGACUUACAAAACAUUUUUAUUGAUACCGAGUACAAAACUUUGGAAGAUGCAUUAACUUAGUAUAUUAAGGAAAUUGAAUCUACUCUUACAAAUUUAUAUAAAGAUAUUCAUAAAUUGGCUGAAAAUUAGACUGAUCCAUCAGUCAAUUAAAAAAUCAAGGAGAUGAAAGAACAAUUUAUAAGACUGAAGGACAACUAUAGAAUCAUAAAAGAUUGCAUGGGUGAAUAUGACCCUUCAAAUCCAGAAAAUGAAAAUGAAAAUGAAAUUUUAAAUCUAAACAUUCGAGAUUUUUAAUCAAGUAGUUUUGAUGAUACUGAUUGUUUUUUGUUAGAAGAGAGGAAAUUAUAUUGUCAAUUCAUUACAAUAAAUAAUCCACCUGAUCCAAAUCAAAUUGUGGUUUAAUAGAAUCAAAAAUAGAAGGAUUGUUCUUCAAUUGAAAUAGCUGAUUAGAUGGCAUUGGAAUUUGUGAACACAAAGUAAAAUAGAAAAAAACUGUUAGAAGAAAUGCAAAACUUUAAACAGAAUUACACAAUUGUCAUUCCCUAUCAAUGUCGUUUGUUCGCCACUUUGUGUAAACAUUAUAAAGAAUUUGAGGAGGAAAUAAUCAAAUCUUUCUUCGAACAAUACAAACAAAUCAAACCCAAUGAUCAUCUUGAAAGAAAACAACGUUAUCUUAGAUACUUGUGUGAGUUGACUAAGUUCAAAAUUUUAAAAUAGGAUAUCAUAUUAGACAUUUUAGCUUAAUUGCUUGAAGAUUUGGUAAGUUAUAAUGUAGAAAUGAUUGCAUUAAUAUUAAAUAAUUGCGGACGAUUCUUGAAAUAUUCUGGAGAAUCAUAUAAGAAAUUCGAAUAUCUACUAACUUAAUUGGAUAAACAAAGAAAAUUAAAACCUUUAGCUUAAAAAGAGGAAAGUACAUUAACGUAGGCAUUGCUAAGUUUUGAUAGACAAGUAAAACCCAAAAAAGAAAAGUCUGAAAUAUAAAAGUUCAUCAAGUUUAUUAUUUUUGAUUAAUUGGAUGAUUUUAAUAAUGCAUUUGAAACCAUGGAAAGACUUCCUUUAAGUGAUUAGGAAUGUAAAAAAUACCUAAUUAAAUAAUUAUUCAAGAUAAGCAUCAAAGGUAGGUAUUCAACAUUGAGUAUUGUGGCUUGUUUGUUGGCAACCUUAAAAGAUAAAUAUCCUGACAUCACAGGAUAAGUAGUAGACAGUUUAUUGGAUGAUAUUAUAUGUGGUUUAGAGGAUAAUAAUAUUAAUAAGAGAUAGAGAAGAAUCACCAUAAUAAAAAUGAUUGGGGAAUUGUAUGCUUACUAAAUUAUUGAUUAAGAGUUGCUAUUCAAAUUACUUUAUUUGAUUAUUGAAUAUGGCCAUGCUUCUGAUAUCUCUUAAGCUGAACAAGAUUUAAUUGAUCCUCCAGAGGAUUCAUUCAGAAUUAAUCAAGUUAUUGGCUUAGUUGAAUCUGUAAGAGAGUAUCAUAAAUAAUUGAAAACUGAUCUGUUGAAGUUCUUGGUUUAUUUUUAGAGAUAUGUUCUAUCCAAACGAUAUCUGCCAUAGAUUGUAGAGUUCUCUUUACUCGAUUUAUAUGAAAUGGUAGAUCCAAGGUUAACCAAAAUCAGAACCAUCCAUUAAGCAGAACAAAUAUAUCAAUCAAACAAUAUUGAAGAUGCACUUUCUAGAUUACCCGAUUAAACUGUUUAAUUAUAAGGAAUAGACAAGAAACUUAUUGAAGAUCAAAAAGAAGUUGAAAUAUCAAAUAAGUUAGAGCAGGAGUUAGAAUAAUAAUUUUAAUAACAAUUGAAGGAAUCAUAAAUAGAGACAUAAUUGAAGCAACCAAAUGUGAAAUAGAAAUCUAAAAAUAUAGUAAUGAUUAAGGGUGCAGGCGAUGUUAAAGUGAUUACAAAAGUAGAAAUUUCUAAUAAUAAUAAGAAGAGCACGUAAGUGCCAAAUUAAUAUGUUGGUUUUUAGUAAUGAAGUACUGAAUUAUUUGAUGAAUGAGUGUUUUUUGAAUGAUUAUGAUGCAAUACAAAUUAUAAAAAUAUAAAAAUUUAACAUA
Molecule: messenger RNA, 2707 nt
Organism: Paramecium tetraurelia
Lineage: Eukaryota; Ciliophora; Oligohymenophorea; Peniculida; Parameciidae
Exons: 5
Biological process (GO): nuclear-transcribed mRNA catabolic process, nonsense-mediated decay
Cellular component (GO): cytoplasm; exon-exon junction complex
Molecular function (GO): protein binding; RNA binding
Source: RefSeq, a predicted model, not a curated record